AUGCCUGUUGGCUAUCCUUUUUUCCGGGUUUUCAGCUCGGCUUUCCCGGGAACUACGCUACUCUCAGCUCCCGCCCCUGGGCGGUCAAGAAGCGCGGGCCUGGCGGAGCGCGGAGGGGCGCGGAAGCCGCGAGGCCAGGGGGACCGACGGGUUCCCCGGCGCCUCGCCCUUCGGUCGGGCCGCGAGCCGCGCCAGCCAGUACUCCCGGCCGAGCCCGGCCAGCUCCCCUCUCAGCGUCCUCCCAGCCGGAGCGGGGCCAGCGGGCAUGACCGAUCCACCAGGAGCACCGCCGCCGGCGCUUGCAGGCCGCGAGUAAAGAAAAAAGUACGUCCCCGCGCGACCCGGAGCGAAGAGAUGGCGCGGAGCGAGGAUAAUGCGGCGGCUGGGGUCAACGUGACCGUCACCCACAGCAAUGAAAAGCAUGACCUUCAUGUUACCCCACAGCAGGGCUGCAGUGAACCGGUUGUCCAAGACCUGGCCCAGGUUGUCGAAGAGACCACAGGGGUUCCACUGCCUUUUCAGAAACUCAUAUUUAAGGGAAAAUCUCUGAAGGAAAUGGAGCAGCCAUUGUCAGCACUUGGAAUACAAAAUGGUUGCAGGGUCAUGUUGAUUGGGAAAAAGAACAGUCCAGAGGAAGAGGCUGAAUUAAAGAAAUUGAAAGAUUUGGAGGAGUCUGUGGAGAAGAUAGCUAACCAACUGGAAGGGCUGAAUAAAGAACUCACUGGAAUCCAGCAGGGUUUUCUGGCCAAGGAUUUGCAAGCUGAAGCUCUUGCCAAACUUGAUAGGCGAGUAAAAGCAACAAUCGAGCAGUUUAUGAAGAUCUUGGAAGAGAUUGACACACUGGUUCUGCCGGAAAAUUUCAAAGACAGUAGACUGAAAAGGAAGGGAUUGGUGCAAAAGGUUCAGGCAUUCCUAGCUGAGUGUGACACAGUGGAGCAGAGCAUCUGCCAAGAGACAGAACAGCUUCAGUCUACAAACUUGGCCCUGGCUGAGUGAGGUGAGGAAGCGGGUAGGGGCUGUGCUGCCCUGAAGAAUAGCAACACCAGCUUGGUCCACUCUGGAAUAGAAGUUGCCUGAUUUCUCCAGGGCUGCUGGGGACAAAGACCAAUUGCCAACGUCCUGCUCUGAACACCUGUUCUCAAUGAAAAAUUAUUGUCUUUGCAAAUUUAAGUAGAGCGCCUGUUUUUUCUUUUUCUGUCUUUAUGUGGCUGUGCUCUCCAGCUGUCCAUCUUGUCUGGAGAGGGCUUCUUCUGCCCGAGUUUUCCCAGCUCUUUUGACUUUGAGUACUUUCUUUGGGCUAGUAAGAACUCUUGUCCUGGGUUAUUUCUGGGUUUAUAGGCCACCCUGAUCUUUAGAUACAUCAGGGUUUUUUUGCCCUUGUGAUCCUAUAGUCCACAGAUGUCAAACCAGAAUCACUAAGAGGCUGUGUUGAGUCAGGAAUGUUGGGAAUGGCUUGGAACAGGUGUUCAUCCCACAUGUAGUUCAUGUUUUCCAAUCAGCUCUUCAGGUUGUUGGUUCAUAGACCCUGUUUCAUCCUUCAUUGACCCUGCUCAGCCACAAGCCAUGAGAUCUCAGGGGGCAUUCCUGGGGUGGGGCCUGUGGUUGAUGUAGGGACUUCUUUGGACUCCCUACCAAAUCUCCAGAAGACUACAACCCAGAUUGAUUAUCUGCUUGAAACCAGGCCAGAACCAUGGCUUAGGAUGAGCAGAGAUUGGAGCCAGAACAGAGAGAGCAGGAAGGUGGUGAAGCCAGCCAUGAACUUCCCAAGAGUGACGUGUGCUUCAUUCAAGGACACAGGGACGUUUCUGCUAACUGUACCCUUCUGGGAUCUGUAUUUCCUUCAAAGUUGUUCCUGUCCUGUUUUGUGACCCUUUUCCCCUCAUUGUUAUUAAAAAACAGGUUUAGCAUCCAUCAGCAAGCAGAAGUGUUUAACUUUUUUUUUAGUUGGUGAGGUAUGAUCAGGAAAAGCUUUUUCUGGUUCUAGUUGUAAUUUAUUUAAUAAAGUCCUGAGUAGCUUGGA
This is a messenger RNA of Choloepus didactylus (southern two-toed sloth), 2020 nucleotides long. It is a transcript of the gene BAG1, whose product is annotated as BAG cochaperone 1. The transcript has 8 exons. Gene Ontology annotation, biological process: protein stabilization. Lineage: Eukaryota; Metazoa; Chordata; Mammalia; Pilosa; Megalonychidae. Gene Ontology annotation, molecular function: adenyl-nucleotide exchange factor activity; protein-folding chaperone binding. The record is from RefSeq and is a predicted model, not a curated record. Gene Ontology annotation, cellular component: cytoplasm; cytosol; membrane. The coding region runs from base 1 to 996 and encodes 331 amino acids.